Molecule: messenger RNA, 7316 nt
Organism: Diabrotica virgifera virgifera (western corn rootworm)
Lineage: Eukaryota; Metazoa; Arthropoda; Insecta; Coleoptera; Chrysomelidae
Product: piggyBac transposable element-derived protein 4-like
Exons: 3
Coding region: 4230-6197 (655 amino acids)
Source: RefSeq, a predicted model, not a curated record
UAUUUAUAAGAAUAACAUAAAAUAUUGAAAAACUUAAACUACAGAUCAUCAUCAGAAUCAUCAGAUGUGACGUCAACAUCUUGCACAUUCGGAGAUUUGAACAUAAUAUAUUAUGCACUAAUAUGCAGUGCUUCCACUGGCAGGUCUUCUAAUUUCUUUCUAUUUAUGUUUCUUUUGCUUGUGAUCAGUGGAUCACUACUAAUCAACAAAAAGUGGAAUACAUCUUAAUUUGUUUUGGAUCUACUACACUUUCUUGAAUUAUUAUGCUUGAAUUGUGCAAAUAACGAAAAAUUAGAAGAGAGUGUUAUUCAAUUUAAUUAGGUCAACAUAACCUCACAAAAAAUAAAAUUAUGAAAAAAGGAGCAAAUAUGAGCAAGAAAUUAAAAUGACUUUUUAAAGAAUGAUACUUAAGCUUUCAAAAUAAAACAAAAUUAAAGUUGGAUCAGUCUGGGAACACUAACAAAUCACUUGCUCUUUUUGAAAAAUGCAUAUUUUGAUAUUUUUUACAGGUAAUUUUAAACAACAUAUUAUAAGAGACUAUAUUUACUUAAUUAUUAUAUCACAUCUGUAAUAAUAUUGUCACUUUCCUGAAGAUCAAAUGUCCGUAACCAAUUUUACUAGUAAAUUAACUUUUGACUUGAAAUAAGUGGAUCAAACGUAAGUCGAAUCACGUUAUCGCGGCCUAUGCAUUGUUAACACGGGACCAUGUGCCCUUUGCGACGCGUCGCAACUGGUGGAGGGGGAUUUAAUGGGAAAAAAUCAUGCCAAAUCAUACGCAGGAGUGUGUACUAUUUAAUUAAAAUGAAUACGACAGAAAAUACUGCAUUUAGUAUUUUCAUUUUAUGCCAACUUUUUAGCUCUCCUGCCCCACUGUGCGUCGGCAGAUAGUUGACAGACAGAUUAGUUUGAAUGCAAUCGGGAAGCCCAUCAAACUUUUUUAUAGGCCGAUCGUGAAUCGGUGAAAUGUGCGCCUAUGCAUAUCUCUCUGUACUGAUUAAGAAUCCGACCAAACUAUCAGCCGAUAAAAAGUCUGCAGUCUGCGGGGCUCUUACGGUGAAGUAACUCUCUAACCAAACUUCAAGAGUCCAAUGAAGUUUUUUGUUUCUUCAGAAAGUUUGUAAAGAUUAUUAAUAUUUUUAUCGGUGUAUGUCAGUUGUAUUAUAUUUCAUUUUACUGUUUUAAUUGGGGAAUAAGCCUCGAUUUAAGAUUAAAAUCUGUUUAUUAUAAACAUGGCAAUAAUGAAAAGUCACAUUCUAAUGUGUAAUAUCGCUUUUGUAGUAAAAAUACUAUACCAGCUAUUUUAUUGCUAAAAUCGAAUUUUAAGAUUGCAUAUACAUAUUAGUAAUAUGGGGCAUGAUACUAUAAAUAAAGAGAUAGUAUUUUCCCGUAGCGCAAAUACGUCCGAGUUCGCGCAUUGAUGUCGUAACUGGAGACCGGAAGUUGAAUUUGAAUUCUUGUUUAAGUUAAAUGGGAUUUGUAUGCAUUAUGUGAUGAAAUUAUUCAAUUAGCGAAAUAACAUUAAACUUCAAUGUAUUCGGAAAAAGUUAGUGUUGAGAUUCCAGUCAAAAUAACUCAAAGAUAAAAUUAUAAAAUACAACCGCGAACAAUUCAAAGCAAUCGGACAUUACGAAUGAUUACGAACCAUUACGACCUUGCCGGUCUCCAGUUACGUCACGACUUUCGAAUGUGCAAUAUAUUAUCUUGUUAUUUAUAGUAUCAUAAUAUGGGGUAUGACAAGUCCGCAGAAAGUGUGUUAUUUUAUUUAUAAACAAAUGAGCAUUCCUAAAGCUUCUUUUUUCUUCAAUUAGUGCUCUGUAACUCCUAAGAUUUUUCCUUCAAACCAAAAACACUCAAAUAAAAAUUCACCGCAAUUUAGUUCUGUACAAAGUUAUUUUUUUACGAUUUCCUUCAACAAAAAUUUUACUCGGAAAAUCCGAGUUUUCCAAAAAAAAAUCUGCAAUUUUCAAUUAAAAUUUUAGGGAAGUAAUUAUUUAUCAAUAAUUAAAUAAAUUGGUGACAUGAAAGAUUUUUUAUACCUAAUGUUUGUUUUUUAACCAAGAGGAGUGAUUCAAAUUUACCGCACUGUAUUGCUUGUUUGUAAUUGGUCCAACCGCAGGCAAGUUUACGCCACUGUUAUAAAAUGUUGACACUAAUGACAUUUAUCAAAUUUUGACACUAGUGACAUUUCAUAGGUUAAUUAAGUUAUAUCAUCGAUUUUUGUGUUUUCUGUGUUAUUCCUUUAAUUUUUAGAUUGUUAGUCUGCUUUUAUAUAAAAAGCAGUUGUUUUUGGAACUCUUUAGCGACGUAAUAAUUUAAUAUAAUAUUUAUGGAUUAACGUUGAGGGCCGACUACAUAAACCAAAAAAGAAGAUGUAUUUGGUUAUUAUUCUAGUGACUUUUUUGGGUGUGAAUCUGUCUUUUUAAUUUACUCCUCCUGGUUAAAAAAUAAACAUUAGUAGAUUAUAUAUCAGGAGGCCGGCGACAAUCUAACCAAUAGUUUAGCAAUAAUUAAAAUGUUAAUUAAAAAAUUUCGGUCGAAAUAAUAACCAGAAAGAUUAUGGUACACCAGAAUAACUAUGAUUUUCGUAUAAAAAAACUCUAUACCUAUUCAACGUAAUUUACAGAAUUGAAAUUGGACUAUUUGAGCGUCUCAGGAAUGUUAUAAAGAAACUUUUUGGCUUAUACACAAAUGGAACCCCUCAGAAAAUAUCAGAUUAAAUUAAAUUAAGUUAACGCUGUUGUUACCUUUUUAUUCCGGUUCUCUUUGUACAUAAAAAUUUUCAUAUCUUCAAGACAUAACAAAAAAGAUUUAUGUCAUUAAGUUGAAAAUUAAAGAUUUUGUUCGGAAAACCUGAAAUCGAAAAAAAAAUAUCUAUGUGCAGAAUUAAAUUACAGUGAAUUUUUAUGCGAGUGUUUUUGGUUUUUACGUUAAAAUCUCCUGAGUUACAGAGCAACAAUUGAAACAAAGAUUUCGGAGCGCUAAUUUGUUUAUAAACCAACUAAUGACUUUGCAUAGCUAUAUUACUAAUAUAUGAAAUUUUAAGAUUUUAUUCCAGCAUGUUCAGCAAUAAAAGUGCUGGUACAUAAUUUUCCUUGUUUUAUACUAAUUUUCCCAGAUUAUUACCUUACAUCUUUCAUUGAGUUGAUAAUUCACGUUGUGAACAUUCUGAAUUAUUAUAUUUCUAAUUUAAUACUAUCCUAUCUAAUUCCUCCAAAACCAGCGAAUUUCCAUAAAAGCCAGCAACAUUAAUACCUUUUGCUUUAGUUUUCCUUGCAAGAAACAAACAAAACACAUCUAAACUAAACCUAACCUCGCUUUCGGCCAUUCAUUCAUGUCCGUGUCACAAUAAUUUCGACUCGAAAUUAUCAACCACUUUUUUGGAGUCACAAUUAAUUACGAUGAGUCGCUAUUUCAUGACAUCAUUUCGUUAGUUCAACUAAAAUCCACAAGGCUCGCACAGUCGCAUUUCAACGUCGCCAUAUUGAUUGCGACUUGUUUUGAGUCGAAAUUUGAAUUAGAAUCAGGGGCCUGACCUAACAAAAGACUAGAAAAUGAAAUAAAAGUCCAGAAAGUGGGAUUAGAUCGGUCGCACACUCUGAAAAAAUAGUUCGAGUAUUUCAAAGACUGUCCUAGAGUGGAAUACCCAAGGAAAACGAAAAAGAGGUCGCCCAGUUCAAACUUGGAGAAUAUCCAUCAUGGACGAGAUAAGACGUCAAGGAAAGUCUUGGAAUGAGGUGAAGGCCUUAGCGCAAAAUAAAACUCGCGUUUUCACUGAAACUCCAUGUUCCACUUAAGGGGUUACAUAGGUCUUGCGGGUAAAAAAAGUGACUUUAAAAAAAUUAUAUCUCAAAAACUAAAAAUUAUUUUUAUUUAUAAUUGGAACAUGUAAGAGUAUAGUACUUAACACGUUAAGCCCCAUGUGUACCACACUGGCACACACUCUAGUUUUAUCUGGGACCGUGUGUACCUAUCAGGCCACAGCGAAGUGUCGUGUUCCUAAUGCCGUGGCUCGUCGAGGAUCGCAUUUGCCGUGCUUUCUUAUGUAUAAAUGUGUGUAAACGGUCUGUGGUAAACAAAAUCAGAGGUUGGUCCGUUAAACCACGUGUUCACAAACAGGUUAGGUUAUAAUUUCUAACAUGCUUCAGUCAGUAUCGGUUCGAACGUUUAACGAGGCUAACACUAUUUUCUCUUCAGUUUUUUGUUAAAAAGUGGAACUAAAAAAUAAGAUAAUGUUCCGUAAAGGACUAUCGGAAGACGAACUUCGCAGACUUGCUGAGGAGAGUGACUUUAGUGAUAGUAGUAUGUCUGAAAGUACGUUUUAUGAUUCUGAUGCCGAUCCAGUGUACAAUGAAAAUGUUACUGAUGGUUCUUCAGACUCAUACAGUAGUGAAUAUGAGUCUCGUAGAAAAAAAGCUAAAAUUUGCAAACAAACACAAAAUUGCAAAGAAUUUACUGCAGGUUCUAGUUCUAACCAAAAGGAGGCUGAUACAAGAAGGAUAGAAAAAGCUGAAUCUGCAAACGUUAGCCUGGAAGCUGUUAUUGACGAUGUAUCAAGAAAUAAAAUAACUGCAGGUCCUAGUUGUAUCCAAAAGGAGGCUGAUACAAGAAGGAUAGAAAAAGCUGAAUCUGCAAACGUUAGCCUGGAAGCUGUUAUUGACGAUGUUGUAUCAAGAAAUAAAAUAACAUGGAGCGAUGUGCCAAAUCCAGAUGAUCUCAAUAAGUUCGAACUAUCAUUUACUUCAGGAAUAAAUCAGGAAGAACUAGCAAAACUUACAGACCACAAACCAAUAGAUUUCUACCUACUGUUUAUCGACCGUCAAGUGCAAUAUUUGUUGGUUACUGAAACUAAUAAAUACGCCGAACAAACCAUAAUCGCUGGUAUUGUAAAUGAGUCAAUAACGAAACAUUCGCUUAUGAGUAACUGGAGACCAAUUGACAGAAAAGAAUUGCUUCGAUUUUUGGCUCUCAUUAUUUGGAUGGGGUUAGACAGAAAACCGAAACUCAGAAAUUAUUGGAGUAACAAUUUACUUUACAAAAAUGAAGUUUCUAAAAUGUGUGAAAUAAGUAGAAGUCGAUUUGAAAUAUUAUUACACUUCUUUCACAUUUCAGAUAACGAGAGCUGCCCACCUGGAAACAGACUCUACAAACUUUCUCCUCUUGUACAAAUACUAAAUGAAAAGUUUCAGAAAAUGUGUACUCCUAGAGAAUCGUUAUGUAUUGACGAAACUAUGGUGCCAUUUCGUGGUAGACUUAGUUUUUUGCAAUACAUUCCUGGAAAAAGACACAAAUAUGGAGUCAAAUUGUUUAAACUUUGCGUCGCAGAUGGAUAUACGUACGCCGUUAAAGUGUACGGUGGAAAAGAGAUGCAACCAUCUGAAAAGUCGUUAGCAUCCAGAGUGGUGAUGGAACUUAUGCAACCGCUUCUAGAUACAGGCAGAAGUUUAUAUACUGAUAAUUUUUAUACGAGUGUUGACUUGGCUCAUGAUUUAAAUAAUAGGAAAACCCAUUUAGUCGGAACAUUACGUUCCAAUAGGAAACAUAAUCCCAAAGCGGUAGUCAAUGCAAAAUUAAAAAGAGGUGACAUGAAGUAUCUACAGAGUAAUACAAAAGUUGUUAUCGGAAAAUGGAAAGAUAAACGGGACGUUUUGUUUUUAACGACCAAGGAUAUUCCUUUGAUGAUAGAUGUUCAAACAAAACGUGGACAUGUUCCCAAACCAUCGACCAUUGUUGACUAUAAUUCUGCAAAAUCUUUUAUCGAUGUGUCGGAUCAAAAGGCUGCAUAUAAUUCCCCUGUUCGACGAAGUAUGAAGUGGUAUCGUAAAUUGGCUGUGGAAUUACUAACAAAUACCGCACUUGUGAACUCUUUAGUUCUCUACAAAUCUGUUACUGGCAAACAUCUCUCAAUUACUGAGUUCCGUGAACAGAUUGUUCAAAGUCUUUUAAUGCCUCAAACAACUUCUGAAAACUCUUUAACAACUUCUGAAAACUCUUUAACAACUCUGCAUACGUUGGACGAGAAAGAGAAAAGGGGAAGGUGUUCAGCAUGUUACAAGAACUUUUCGAACCGUGAAGGAAGAGCAUCAGCGAUGAAGAAUGCCAAAAGGGUAUACACUUUUUGUCCGGCAUGUGCCGUUAAUACCGCAUAUAUGUGUGUUAAGUGUUUUGUGAAUAUUCAUACAUGUUCUUUGAAAAAAUAAAUUGUUUUUGUAUUUUUAAACUUAAAAUAUCUUAGGGAGAAGGUAUUUGAUUAUCUUCCUGGUGUGAGCCAAUAUGGCACACAUGGUCCACAUUAAAACAAAUUACAAAAAUAAUUAUAAAUAGACCGUGUGUACCCUGUUGGUACAUACUGUUUUUUUACUUAAAAAAUGUAUUUUGUUUUUAUUUUAGAAUAUAAAUAAAUAGUUAUACACAUUCUUAUUUCAAAAUUAUUAAAAAAAUGUUCCGGUCUGACAGAAAAAUUAUGUCAUGAUGGUCCGGGGCUUAACGUGUUAAGGUACUCUCAAAAAAAUUUCAACCAAAAAUAUUCAUUUUUGUAGAGUUGACUGCAAUUUUUCGACAACAGCCCUUUUUUGCAGUGGACAGGCAGCAUAAUUAAAUCCAGUCUCAUCUGAAAUCAAAAAGUUUCUUGUAGUUUAUACCUCUGGCUAGUAAAUGAACGAAGGAAUUUUUAUUAGAUAAAGCCGUUUUUGUUUUAUAAAAAAAACUACUUUAAAAAUGGUCAUUUUUGAAAAAAUGAGAAAAAUUUGGGUCGAAAAUGUGUUUAAACUUUGUAAAAUUUUCAAAUUUUAUUUUUUUUUAAUUCCUUCGUUCAUUCACUAGCCAGAGGUAUAAACUACAAGAACCUGUGUGAUUUUUUGAUUUCAGAUGAGGCUGGACUUAUGCUACCCACCGCAAAAAAAGGGCUGUUGUCGAAAAAUUGCAGUCAACUCUACAAAAAUAAAUAUUUUUGGCUGAAAAUUUUUUUGAGAGUACCUGAAGUACUAUACUUUUACAUGUUCCAAUUAUAAUUAAAAAUUGUUUUCAGUUUUCGAGAUAUAAUUUUUUUUUAAAGUUACUUUUUUUACCCGCAAGACCUAUCCCUUAAGGGUUCAAUAAAUUUGAAAUUAAAUUUAUUUGACGUUUCGAUUUCAAACCAAUUUAAUUUUAAACUUAAAUUGUGGCUUAUUCCCCCAAUAAAACAGUAAAUUGCAUAAAAUGCUACAAUAAAAUAGCUUCAGAACAAUAUUAUAUUUCACAUUGUAUUGUAUCUGUAUAUUAUAUAUUUACUGCUGUAAAGAUGAUGAAACCGUUUAAUAAAUAAAUAAAUAAAAGAAGAA